AUGGCCAAGUUGAAGCGGCCAACAAGGAAUUCUCCUAAGGAAUCAACAGGUUCGACACCUUUUCGAUUAACGUAUGGUCAUGAUGCUGUGUUACCUGUUGAAAUAAUGAUGCAGUCAAUUCGAGUGCAAAGGCAAUGGGAACUACCCCCUGACCAUUAUUGGAAUUUAAUGUUAGAUGAAUUAACAGACGUGGAUGAGGAGAGGUUACAGGCGUUGGAUGCUUUGAUUCGACAAAAGGAACGAAUUGCUAAGUCAUAUAAUAAAAGGGUUAAAUCCAAACUCUUUGACGUAGGAGAUUUAGUUUGGAAAGUUAUCCUUUGUUAG
Messenger RNA from Trifolium pratense (red clover), 324 nucleotides. RefSeq lists its product as uncharacterized. The record is from RefSeq and is a predicted model, not a curated record. Lineage: Eukaryota; Viridiplantae; Streptophyta; Magnoliopsida; Fabales; Fabaceae. The transcript has 2 exons. Bases 1 to 324 code for a protein of 107 amino acids.